Molecule: messenger RNA, 426 nt
Organism: Metopolophium dirhodum (rose-grain aphid)
Lineage: Eukaryota; Metazoa; Arthropoda; Insecta; Hemiptera; Aphididae
Exons: 2
Coding region: 1-426 (141 amino acids)
Source: RefSeq, a predicted model, not a curated record
AUGACUCACAAUUUUGAUGUUUUGGAGUAUCUUGAAGAGUACCAGAAAUAUCCAUGUUUAUGGGAUAAAAGCUUAGACGAAUAUAGGAACAGGGUAAAAAGAGACCAUGCUGAAGAAAUGUUGCUUCAGUUUUCCAAGAUGCCAACCAUAAAGGAAUUGAGACAAAAAACUAGAAACAUAAGGUGUACAUAUAAUCAAGAAGUUGCCAAAAUUAAGAAGUCGAUGGUAACAGGAUCUGGUUCAAGUACAGUUUAUAAACCAAAGUUAUCUUGGUUUUCAUUAGCUGACAGUUUUUUAAAAAUAAAUAAUGAUGGUGUUUAUAAACCAGAUACCAAUUUAGUAAGUAUAAUUUUAGAUAUUUUAUUAAAAAUUAAAGAAUUUACACUCUGCUACUUUAAUUAUCUGUAUACUGUGAUUAAUUUAUAA